ACACCCACACUAGCCAAGUAGAAUGUGUUUUAAGACGGUGUGGUCGAACGUGUACGCUACUUUACGAGCAUUGUUCAAUGUGUCACGUGGACGUGUGGAAAGGUAGGCGCGAGCGCGCCUAUCAAACGGUGAAUGUAUAUAUUUAGAUGUGUUUAUGCGUGUGUAUGUGAGAAAAUACGUCACACUGAUACGCGUGCCGCAUGGAAAUAGAGCCGUGUGCGAAUGUACUGCUAGUAGAAGAACUUGACAUGUGGGCAGAGCUACAGAUAAGAUUAUACGAAGCCGCUCUAGCCAACGUUUUCGACCUGAAUUUUUAUUGCAAUUUUUAUAUUAUUCGUAUUGCGUGUAGGUUCGCUUUUCCGAGUUUCCUCGGUGUGUUCGUCGUUACGUACAACGAUGUGAGAUUGAAUUCUAUUCCGUCGUGCAAUAGAUACACUCUGCCACUCAAGAUACGACGAAAAUCGAGAAAAUUUCACUCUCGAGGUUGAAAAUUUGCCGAGUAUAUACGAAUCCACCUAAUUCCCAAAUAGACGGAGUAUAAUUGACAAGGAGGUUGUUCUAUAUCCAAAAAUAAGUCGGAAACGUGUAGUACAAUUUUUUCGUCGGAGGCUCCGUUUCCGAGAAAAUCAAAUUUUCAAACGGUGUAUACCGCUGUUUUCUUUAAGACGAGGCCACAAGUGAAAAAAUUGUACUCUACAUUUUUAUAUUUAGAGUAACCUUCGACCAAUCGUCCACCUCUUAUCUGUCUACAAUCAGCAAAAAAUACAUGCGUAUACUUAACAAAGUAUACUUAAUAUACUUUUCAAGUGUAAUCACCUAAUGCAUGAAGCCUCGAGCGUAAUUUUGUUAUUCUACGUUUUAUUUCGUUUCACGGAAACGCCUCUGAACCUCUCUUACGCCGCGAACGUUAAAAAUAUACACAACGAAGCAUCAUCAACGGCGAUACAAAUGAAAUAAAAAAAUUGCCAUGGAGAACCGCGUCAAAGGCUUAAUUCUAGCAGUAUAUCUUCGACUUUUAUGAGGAAUUUAGGUCCACGAUGUAUACGAGUUUCGAGGUUCACGACAGCUUCAGAUUGUAGGUUCCUACGUAUAAGAGGCGAUCCUGGUAGUCGGUGCGUGGGUAUUGCUGGCAAGAACAAUUGGAUUGUUGUAAGAGGAUAUUUUUAUAGCUUUAUGCACGGCAUUUUUAAUACGGAUGAAUAGGAAAUGGGAAGUGGCGGUGAGGGUCGGUAGUGGGAAUUCUGGAAAAUGGCUUCUAUACGCGCAACUCUGAGAUUGGCCUUUGUUUGAUGACCGGGGAAAAUCGGUGGCUGUGAAACCGUUUUGCUUGUUACAACAAGCAACUUUGCGCGCUUCUAUACGCCUCUAGUUAACACGUGCGCUCUCAGAGCUACGGGCUUUGUUGAUCCGCUACGUUUUCUUGGUAAACAGCUCUAGAAGGAAAGAGUAUCGGCGGGAAAUUUUUAAAUAAUAUCAUGGAAAUAUAACGCAUAUUUCGCAAAGAAAUCAUUCACAGGCUCGAUUGUAUAUAGUUUCUCACCACCAGUUAUUUUCCCCGCUCGUUUACAUAAUUACUCGUUCACGCUAGCAAUGACCCAUAUCGUUUCCGCUCUAUGAACAGUUUCCUCAGUUUCGUUCAUUUCUAUGAUAAAGAGAAAUCUCUGGAAAUAGAUUGGAAAUUUUCAGAUUGCGAUAAUCCGGCUAAGUUAAUUAUAGGAGAAAUCGAAUGGUGCGUUUGUCAAAGUUCUUCGCUAAUUUCCAUGCGAUUGGCGGCAAAAAUAGAAAAAGAAGCGCUAUAUACGCCUUCUUGUUCGCCAACACGUCAGUACGUGUCACACUACAUUCUCCUGACUGGCGUAAGCGGCACAAGUGGCUUUAUACAUACAUAUGUAUGCAAUGUAAAUAAGCGUGCACGUAAUGUAAGCGGCGCGCAAAAAUACCCGUAAUACUAAAUUAUCGGUACAAGCGGCAGCGAACUGCGUUGCCGAUAAAUCUGCACUUAUUUUAAUUAAUCCCGUUAAAGAACGUGAAAGUCUUGCCACAUUGCCAACACCGCGUACCCAGUCGAAGCGUCUUAGGUGUCGAUUGGAAUUUAAUUCAAACGAAAAUACAAAGUUAUCGUCCGUGUAACCGUGUUCUGUUCCCUUUUUAACAGACAGAAUUUAUUACCGACGUUGUAUCGCCGCUCCUAUUAUUUCCUUCCUCCUACCUGUUAAAUUCGUAAACGUUAUUAUAUCUUGCAUUUUAAUCUAUGAUUUCGAACGGUUGUACGUCUUGUAUAAGUCUAAGGUUGUAUGAGUUUCUUUUAUUUUUUAAUGGGGAAACUGGUUACACGUCCUGGAAUCUCGUAAACGGAACGAGUUGAAUAAAUAGCAAUAGAAGGCACGAGUCCUCGAGCACAGAUCCACGACUCGAGAUGUUCGUUAUUUUUGUUGCAAUUAUAAAGAUAAAUAUUCAUCAAGCCGCUUUCGUUCACGUGCCGCCAUCUGGGGAAAUGCAAUAAACAUUCGCAGAUGGCGCUGCAAUGACUUCUAGAAUUUGAAGCAGUUCGAAUUCGCGGUUUCAUAGUCGGAAUAAAGCUUCUUGCGAAAAAAGCGCGAGUUAUUACGAAACAUUAACGAAGUGGUUUGCAAUUGUGACAAAUUGUUAAUCUAUAGAUAGAAGGAACACAUAAGUAACUUUGAAACAACGAAAAUUUCCAGGAAUAAUACAUAGUCGCGCGUUCAAGCAGACGACGCGACGCUAUUGUAGCGACCACGUGAAAUUUGUGUCUUGUUUAUUGAAGAAAUAUGGGUAGGAAAAUCCCAGGAAAAAAGCACAGAGGCGUAAAAGAUCCUCUUAAGCAACAGGCAAAACGACUGGCAGAGUUAGAAACAAAGAUAAAUGCACCGCCAAAAAAUGCAGACGAACAAGCUAUACCGAAAACUUUAGAAAGAGUAGUGAAAUUGAAAGAGGCAGUGAAGUCAGGGAAAAUAACCAAAGUCAAGAAAAAGAAAAAGAAGAAAAAUGCCCUCAUAUCUGUCGGUGAUAGGUUGUGCUCUAAGCCUUUACAUCCAAAGGCUAGACCAGAUAAAGUUGUUCCUGUAUUUCAACAGAGACCUGGCGAAAGUGAGGAUAGAUUUUUGCACAGAGUUAACAGGGAUACUUACGCCUUUAUUAAUGAAACUGCCUUUGAAAGGAAAUAUAGUGUUCAAGUCAAUCGGAAUCCAGAUACAGGAGAGAUAGAGGGGCUUUCGAAAUGUGAAAAAACUGAGGUAGAUGAAAUUGAGAUGUUGAGGACAAAGCAUAAAAAUAUUAAAAAAAAGAAGAAAAGGAAAGAUACUGAUGAACCUAAAAUGAGUAAGUCAGAGAAGAGGAGAGAAAAAUUGAAAUCCAGGAAACAAAAACAAAUGGAAGAGAAAGUAGAUGAAUUUGAUACUUUUAAAGAUCACGUUAAAUUUGGAGAAGUUGCUCAUGAACCACCUCAAUUAAAAGUCAGGCCAAAACAUGCUGACAAUAUAAGUAUCUUUAAGCCUGGAAAAAAAAAACUGCUUCUUCAUUCAAUACUUAAAAAGAGUGAGAAGACAAAAAUGAGGACUAAGAAAACGAUAGCCAUAGAUAGGUCAGGAAAACGCAAGAAUCUACCAGUUGGAGAAAGGAGACAGUUAGAAAAACAGCAAAGUGAUAUCAUAGCAGCAUACAGAAUGUUAAAAGCACAACGGUCGGCUGGUGUUAACAACUAGGGAAGGAAAUGCGGUGAACGUUCGUGAAAAUCGGAAUAAAAGGAAACGCUUGAAAACGAACUCGUCUGGUAGAAGCGCCGAUCUUCGAACGAUCGACGUCUUCCGUGAUCGAAUAAUCUACGUGACUGGCCACGUGACUGCCGCUCCGCAAACAG
Messenger RNA from Bombus terrestris (buff-tailed bumblebee), 3877 nucleotides. Its product is annotated as coiled-coil domain-containing protein 137. The coding region runs from base 2790 to 3722 and encodes 310 amino acids. The record is from RefSeq and is a predicted model, not a curated record. NCBI's taxonomy places the organism in Eukaryota, Metazoa, Arthropoda, Insecta, Hymenoptera, Apidae. The transcript has 5 exons.